This is a messenger RNA of Seminavis robusta, 1321 nucleotides long. The record is from the annotation of a GenBank genome assembly. Lineage: Eukaryota; Bacillariophyta; Bacillariophyceae; Naviculales; Naviculaceae.
AAUCGGCUUACGCAUUUUCCUCAUCAUUUAUUCUGCAGCAGCAGCGGCAUGCAACCUCGUACCGUUGGCAGCAAGUCAUCGACUCGAUGUUGAUAGGGGAUCCAUUGAACAUGCACAUCUAAAACUUGGGUAUAUCGACCGUUUCCUUGGCAGCACCAAUAGCAUCACCAGUACCAGCACCAAUACCAGCAUCAGCACCGGCACCAAUACCAGCGCAGUUACCCACGAUAAUGGAAGACGACGACUCCAGAUCUCCUCGGCAGAAACGGCCGCGACCCAACCACGCUUUCGCACCUUCGCCAUCAUCGGUGAUGAACCACGAGAUGAUGGUACUGAACCCCACCACCACCGUGCAAAGCAACAUCCCCCAAGAUACCAUUUUGGAGACUCCCGCUGCCAAACGACUCCGACAGGAAGGACCCGCUCAAGCCACGAAUGGGGGUACUACAGGCUGUCAUAUACCCGCACACGUACUGGCAAGGCAUACUGUCAGCAUGGAACGAGAUGAUCAGUACGAUCACUUGGAAAGCCAUUGGUGGAAAGCACCUCCCACCGCACCUCAGCUCUUGCCCGCUUGUACCAUGGGCCUGGGAAGCGUGGCCGCUGCAAAUGCAAAUCCCAACAACACAACUACCUCGAUGAUGGGCUGCAAUGCCUGUCAACGGUUCUUCAUUCCACCCACCAUCUCGAAUACGACACAACAAAAUACGCUUCUCAAUUACUUUACGUCCAGCAAGCCCAAACCAGCAGCAGCAACAGCUCCAGCGGUGAUUAUCGACAAGGCAGCCUGUCUCUGUACCUUUUGCGAACGGUCCACGUGUGCCAAAUGCCUGCUAUCCUGCGAGCAAUGCUUGCAUGCCUUUUGCACACUCUGUUCCACCCAAGCCUACGUUGCCAGUAGUAGUGGUGGUAGCAGUAGUGGCAGAGAGGAAGAACAGACACUGUGCCUGGAUUGUGCCUCCAUGUUGGACUUGCCACAAGGUACCAUGGACAUGAUGGAGGGGUAGCUUGCUUGCAUUCGAGAGAGAAGUGGGAGGAAACUGUCAAUGGGAAAACAAUGUAUCGGCACAUGUUAUUAUUGCAUGGGAAAUCUUUAGCUAUCUGGGAAAGUUUAUUUAUUUGGAUGUACUCGAUAUUUCCAAUCCUUUGGCGUCCAGUUGGUCCUCAGGCUGGGCAUCAGCGCAUAACCUACCCUAAUACUUUAUGAAUAGAUAGAUGGUCAAUAUAAUAUUAGUUAGGUUAUACCAUGACUAAUGCAAUAGACUUUAAACCAGGUUACGCAAGCUUUAACACAGGUAGUAUCCUUGGAACGCUGUCCUGC